AUGAGGUUUUUACUUUUUGGCUUAUUUGCCCUGCUGGCCAUGACUGUGGUGGUCUCCGAUGCCGCCUCAGAGGUGUACGAACUGCAGCGUCGCGUGGGAGUUGCGGGUGACUGGGAGUUUAUCAGCAGUAUGACGAUUUCACGUGGCCCCGUUGGUGCCACUGCGAAGCUGAAACAGAACAAAGACGCACAGGAUUCUGGAAAAGAUAUUGAUUUGACGAAGGAGAAGAAAACGGCGCUGGCAAAGGCGCAGUUUGUUUACUACCGUCUCGUGCGUAAAGGCGACAAGGAUGGUAUCAACGCCGUGUCUGUGGUUCUCACGCCAUGUUCUCUGGUUCGCGACUUUGACGCUUUGGACUCUCGCACCGUCGUGCUGCGGGAGUCGCUGCGUGUGGCCGUUGGCCCCGACGCGACGGUCGUAGGGCUUCAGGCGACCAGCGGGACAAACACAUUUCAUGCAAAGAUGCUCAACGGUGACGAGUGUGACCUCAGCAUCCUCUCGCUCUUUCCGAAUGUUCGGAUGCGUGUCAGCGUUGGCCUGGUGGAGCCGACAGCGCCACGCAGCCUGCCGGACUACGCUGAACUCGACACGAUUGCACGACUCAGCGAUUCGAAGUCAACUGGCAGCAAAGACCGCAAAGGCAAGAAAAGUGGCGCCGCCCCCUCCUCCUACGGGGACCACCCUUCAGAACAACAACAGGCGGGGGUUUUGGGGGAGAAAGACGAGGGGGAGGAGCCAGAGGAGGAUAACCGUACAUUUCUUCAGAAGUAUUGGACGUUUCUUGUGAUUCCGUUUUUAGUGAGUGUUAUUCAAGGUCUUCUUUCAAAGAGGCAAUAA
Molecule: messenger RNA, 837 nt
Organism: Trypanosoma cruzi
Lineage: Eukaryota; Euglenozoa; Kinetoplastea; Trypanosomatida; Trypanosomatidae
Exons: 1
Coding region: 1-837 (278 amino acids)
Source: RefSeq, a predicted model, not a curated record